This is a messenger RNA of Hydatigera taeniaeformis, 798 nucleotides long. NCBI's taxonomy places the organism in Eukaryota, Metazoa, Platyhelminthes, Cestoda, Cyclophyllidea, Taeniidae. The record is from the annotation of a GenBank genome assembly.
AUGUGUGGUGAUGGAGCCAACGACUGUGGUGCUCUCAGGGCUGCCUACAUUGGUGUUGCAUUGAGUGACUGCGAAGCCAGCAUUGCAGCUCCCUUCACAUCGCGACAACAGAACAUUCGCUGUGUGGCAAACAUACUUAAGGAAGGACGAUGCUCCCUUUCAACUGCGAUCGGAUCAUUCAAAUACAUGGUCCUUUACAGUUUCAUUCAGUUUUUUACAGUUAUCCUCCUUUAUAGUAUUGGCAACACAUUGACCGAUCCUGAGUACCUCAUCAUCGACCUGUUUAUUGUUGCCCCCCUCUCCGUAGCGUACGCUGUAGGACGACCAUGGAAGAAAUUGGAGGCCAGUACAAUUCCACUUCGGUUGAUGACCCCUUCAAAUCUUGCCUCUGUUUUUAUUCAACUCUUUCUAGCUGUGGCGACACAAAUCGUAAUCUUCAUCGGUGUUCAGCAUCAGACUUGGUGGCGUGUCUUUGAACCAACCAAACAAAGUCUAGACGAUGCAGGUUCCUACGAAGCCACUAGUCUCUUCUACUUCUCAUGUUUCCAAUACAUCUUCGUGUGUGUGGCGUUGGCUAAGGGUCCACCAUUCCGAGACCGGAUCUUUAAAAACGGUGAUACUGGGUUCAAAAAGAAUGCCUUCACCAUCGGUAUAGUCGCAAUGGCCAUUCUCCACUUCAUGAUGGCCGUCGCCUUUGAGACUCUAAUUGAUGCUGUCGCACAAAAUGGCAGUUCCAAGCACUUUUGGAAGAGCUGUUUAACAAGAACAACUUCACCCCGCAUACAGAUAAACCGAUGA